This is a messenger RNA of Mirounga angustirostris (Northern elephant seal), 3136 nucleotides long. RefSeq names its product Bardet-Biedl syndrome 4 (gene BBS4). Gene Ontology annotation, biological process: protein localization to cilium; cilium assembly. The transcript has 16 exons. Gene Ontology annotation, cellular component: ciliary basal body. Lineage: Eukaryota; Metazoa; Chordata; Mammalia; Carnivora; Phocidae. Bases 694 to 2286 code for a protein of 530 amino acids. The record is from RefSeq and is a predicted model, not a curated record. Gene Ontology annotation, molecular function: protein binding.
GCGAACCUAAGUACAGUCGCAGCGGUUUCUCACGUUUUACUGACAUUCGGGAAUGGAAGCCCACGGUCGGAUUUUUACAUGCCCCCAGGCCGGGUUUCUGGCUUUCUUGCGAAAUCUCCCGGUUUUUAAAUAUUUCCAGUCAAAACAAGACUGCGCUCACAUGCAGCCCACCGGCAGCGGAUUUGCCAAUUCUGGCGUAGAGAGUGGGAACCUGAUGAGGCGAAUACCUCAGGCAGUGAAAGCUAAGAAACGAGGAGGUUUUGUUAAAGUCGAGAAUGGGGUUCUGUAUCCUAGGGUUUGAGGGCCAGGAUUCCCGGAAGGACUGAAAUAAACGCAAAGUGGCGGAAGGAUCGCGCGGUCUUCCCGGCUGUGUCCGGCCAGUCCGGCCAGCGCGAUCCCGAGUUUCUCCAGCAGCGCCCAAGACAACGUCGUGGGGGCGGUCAGGGUUGCCGUGGAGGAAGAGAACUGCCCGUGUAUUCCCUCACCGGGCCCAUCAGCUUCAAGCCGUCGCGAAGCACCACCCGACCCUUCCCAGGUUUCCUGAGGACCCUCCCAGGUGAAGCGUUCAGGCCCGCGAUCUCUUUUAGUUCCCCGCUCAGGCCCCUCCCAACUCCCCCAGUGCCACGACUUCCGUUUGCCUGGUCGUCUGGGAAACCGCCAACUUCCGGCCGCGAAGCGGUGGGCGGAGCCAAGAUGGCUGAGGAGCCGCUCGUGAAGAGAACUCCGGUUCCUGCAUCUGCUGAAUCUCAGAAACCCCGGCUGAAAAAAGCUCAAGAGUUUCCGAUUUUGGAGAAGCAGAACUGGUUGAUACAUCUCCACUAUAUCCGGAAGGAUUAUGAGGCAUGCAAGGCUGUUAUCAAGGAGCAACUUCAGGAGACUCAGGGCUUAUGUGAAUAUGCUAUCUAUGUCCAAGCAUUAAUAUUUCGCCUGGAAGGAAAUAUCCAAGAAUCCCUAGAACUCUUUCAGACCUGUGCUGUUCUCAGCCCUCAGUGUGCUGAUAACCUCAAGCAGGUGGCCAGAUCUUUAUUUCUUUUGGGAAAACAUAAAGCUGCCAUUGAAGUAUAUAAUGAAGCAGCUAAACUUAACCAGAAAGAUUGGGAGAUCUGUCACAACGUGGGAGUCUGCUACAUUUAUCUGAAACAGUUCAGUAAGGCACAAGACCAGCUGCACAAUGCCCUCCAUCUUAACAGGCAUGAUUUGACUUACAUAAUGCUGGGGAAGAUCCACUUGCUGGAGGGAGACUUGGACAAGGCCAUUGAAAUCUACAAGAAAGCAGUGGAGUUCUCACCAGAAAAUACGGAACUUCUUACAACUUUAGGACUACUCUACUUACAGCUCGGUAUUUACCAGAAGGCAUUUGAACACCUUGGAAAUGCACUGACUUAUGACCCUACCAACUACAAGGCCAUCUUGGCAGCAGGCAGCAUGAUGCAGACCCACGGGGACUUUGAUGUUGCCCUCACCAAAUACAGAGUUGUAGCUUGUGCCGUUCCAGAAAGUCCUCCGCUCUGGAAUAACAUUGGAAUGUGUUUCUUCGGCAAGAAGAAAUACGUGGCAGCUAUCAGCUGCCUGAAGCGAGCCAACUACUUGGCUCCCUUCGAUUGGAAGAUUCUGUAUAAUUUGGGCCUUGUCCACCUGACCAUGCAGCAAUAUGCAUCGGCUUUCCAUUUCCUCAGCGCAGCCAUCAACCUCCAGCCAAAGAUGGGGGAGCUCUACAUGCUCUUGGCUGCCGCGGUGCCCACUUUCUUUGUUGCAGUGGCCCUGACCAAUCUGGAAGAUCCAGAGAACGCCAAGAGAGCCUACGCAGAAGCCGCCCGCCUGGACAAGUGUAAGCCUUUAGUAAACCUCAACUACGCGGUGCUGCUGUACAAGCAGGGCGAGAAGGAGGGCGCCCUGGCCCAGUACCAGGAGAUGGAGAGGAGCGUCCGCCUGCUCAGGGACAGCGGCUCGCUGGAGUUUGACUCUGAGAUGGUAGAGAUGGCCCAGAAACUGGGAGCUGCCCUCCAGGUUGGGGAGGCACUGGUCUGGACGAAACCAGUUAAAGAUGCCAAGUCAAAGCACCGGACCACUUCAACAAGCAAAGCUGCCGGUGUCCAGCAGCCUCUGGGCUCUAAUCAGGCUCUGGGACAGGCGAUGUCUUCAGCAGCUGCACACAGGAAGCUCCCCUCAGGUGCUGGAGGGACAUCCCAGCUCACAAAGCCACCGUCUCUGCCUCUGGAGCCAGAGCCCACUGCGGAAGCACACCCAGCUGAAGCAUCGGCACAAAUAAGAGAAAAACAGGAGUAGGAUGACCCCGGAGUAGGGGUUUCUUUGGUGAGGAUGUAGCAGGUUAGGAAGGGUCAUGUGACACUGGCAGCAAGGUGGCCAGUGUGUUCCCUGGGCACCAGGGGACGCAGAAGUGUUACGAUGAUCACAAGGAGCCUACAGCUGAUUCGGCCUCCCGUUAGCCCCGUCAGCCCGGAGAUAGGAGAGAGCCCAGACGGGUCCUUUAAGAAUUAAGUGCAAGGCUCAUGGCUCUGUGUUUGUAGCUCCAAGAGCCAGCAGGGCACACGAUGCUGUUUGCUUUUGAAAUGACUUUGACCUCCUGGCUGACUGACCCCUUCCUUUGUGGAAGGAAAGUCUGAGGCCGACCUCUGCUCAGGAGCCCUGUUACGGUGAAGCCUCGGCUUAGCUGAGGUGACCCUCAGGCUGUGCGGCUUGUCAGCCCCGAAGGCAAACACAGAUCUUGGAUUAGUAAUCCAGCUCUAACAGUCUAAAUUGAAGGGGAAAAAAUGAUGAAAAAAACCUCUAUAAAUCGAGGCCCAGCCUGUUGGAUAUUCCAGCUGCACCUGUCCAAGGGAAUCCCAAACAAGUCCCUCUGUCUUGUUCUUGAGAGACAUCAGAGCGUAUGCAGAGCCAGAUCAUGUCAGUAAUGAUGAGAAGUAGGAGUGAGGGCUGGGCUGGUAGCGACACCAAGGAUGAAAAGGAAAAAAAGAGCUUCUUAAUUUUUACUUAAAAUAAUCAAUGAUACCCCUGGCCAGAUGCUAUCAGUACAUCAUCUAUGUGUCCUUUUUAGAAUAAAGAUUAUGUAUCAUCCCUUUGGGGAAAGUUGUUAGGUGUAAAAAGAAGAGAUCACAAUAAAACCUUUUUAAGAGAA